This is a messenger RNA of Nelumbo nucifera (sacred lotus), 1810 nucleotides long. RefSeq lists its product as uncharacterized. NCBI's taxonomy places the organism in Eukaryota, Viridiplantae, Streptophyta, Magnoliopsida, Proteales, Nelumbonaceae. The record is from RefSeq and is a predicted model, not a curated record.
GAAGAAGAAUCUCAGUCAAAGCAGUCAAAGUUUUACUAAUCAAACAAACACCAAAAGAAGGGAAAGCAUCAAAAAUCAAGAAUAAUAGAAGUAUACAAACACUUCCUACUACUUAAACACCCAUGUAUUCAUAAUUUCAUACAGACCUCUUUGAAUGGGAAAGAAACAGAGAGAAAGAGAAGGAAAGAAAUAAAGAGAAAGAAGCCAUGAAAGCUUCCUGUUUAUUGGCUUGAAUUUUUGGUCUCUCUCUCUCUCUUUUGUUUUAUAUUUUUUUUAACUCUCUUUCCUUUCUCUCCCUUUCUGCCCAUUAAACUAUGGAAAUGGCAGAUUCCCAAUCAUCCUUUCCCCUCUAUAGGAAACACCCAUCAUUGCCCCCAACCAUCCUUUUCACCAUGGAAACUUGAGCUUUUAAGCCAUUCCCUUCUUCCAUUCCUGCUUUCUUCUCCUCGUUCUUCUUCUUCUUCCACUCCUCCUUGGAAGCUUGUGAGUUCCUUUCAAUUUAAAUAUCAUCCCUUUAUCACCUUUUCUCCUGCACCAUCUUUCUUUAACCUUCUUCUUGCAAUGGAUCCUUCAUCCACCACCUCUGUCAAUGGCUUCUACACAUUUCUCACUCGUGGGAUCGACGAUCUCGAGCGGUCCUUCCUAGCCAACAACUUCAUGUCCAUUCAAUUCCUUCAAAGGGCUCUCUCACUGCUUCGAUCCUUCCAUUCCCAGUUAACCAUUUUGGUCCAAAAGCUCCAUCUACCAGUUGGGGAGAAGUGGCUGGACGAAUACAUGGACGAGACAUCAAGACUUUGGGAAGCCUGUCACGUCCUCAAGUCUGGCAUUUCCGGCAUGGAGAAUUACUAUCUAGCCGGGGCAGAGAUCGCCACCUCCCUCGACGGCCAUCGCAACCCGAGCCCACAGCUCUCUCGACAGAUCAUUCGGGCAAUCUCCGGUUGCCGCAGAGAAGUCGUGGGAUUAGAAGAGGAGAACAGGGCCUUGAUGGAGACCAGAAUCCAGCCUCUGUCACUUAGGUUCGACGAGAAGGUCUCCAUAGAAUCCAAGCUCAAUGGAUUCAAUGGUUUUAGAGGUGUUCUGUAUGCAAUGAGGAACGUCAGCUCACUUUUGCUGAUGAUCUUGCUCUGCGGAUUGGUUUACUGCUGGCCCGAAUCAAGCUUUCGCCGAGGAGGAUAUGAAGGGUGCCUGUUCUUCGGGUCUGCUUUCAUGGUUUCCACUGCAAGAUUGCAGCAGAGAGUAGCAGCAGAGAUGAACAGGAUGGAUGGCCGUCCAGGAAUUCUGCUCAACGAGUUCCGAAGGGCCAAGAUGGCAAUGGAAGAGCUGAAAGCAGAAUUGGAGAGGACUGGUCAGGGACCGGUGGAGAGUGAAUCAGAGGUUGGGAUUAGAGAGAGAGUGGAGAAUUUAAAGGGGUGUUUUGGGUUGUUGAGAUCUGGAAUAGAGAGCAUAAUUGGACAACUUGAUGAUUUCUUUGAUGAGAUUGUUGAAGGAAGAAAGAAGCUUUCAGACAUUUGUAGUCACAGGUAGAGAUGGAAGAUUAAAUAGAAGGGGAAGAAUCAGUUGUUGGGGUGAUUGAUCUAUUACCUUUUCUUUCUCUCUUUCUUUCUUCAUUUUUUCUGUUUUUUUUUUCCUUUUUUUUAUCUCUUUUGUUUUGCAGCAGGAUUUUGAAGAAAGCUUUUCAUGAAGAACUCAGAAAAAGGAAAAAUUUUGAAAAGAAAAAUAAUAUGAAAAUGUCAUAUGGCUUCCAGGGAAGGAAACAUCACUGUCGAAGAAGAACAAGGAAGAAUAUAUUUGAUAAAAGCUUCAAUGGAAA